This is a messenger RNA of Salvelinus fontinalis (brook trout), 9295 nucleotides long. RefSeq names its product myosin X, like 3 (gene myo10l3). Gene Ontology annotation, molecular function: protein binding; cytoskeletal motor activity; ATP binding. The record is from RefSeq and is a predicted model, not a curated record. The transcript is spliced from 40 exons. Gene Ontology annotation, cellular component: myosin complex; cytoskeleton. Gene Ontology annotation, biological process: signal transduction. NCBI's taxonomy places the organism in Eukaryota, Metazoa, Chordata, Actinopteri, Salmoniformes, Salmonidae. Bases 1151 to 7921 code for a protein of 2256 amino acids.
CGGCUCGCAGUCCUAGUUCCAAUUCAUCCCCAAAGUGUUCGAUGGGGCAGAGGUCAGGGCCCUGUGCAGGCCAGUCAAGUUCUUCCACACCGAUCUCGACAAACCAUUUCUGUAUGGACCUUGCUUUGUGCACGGGGGCAUUGUCAUGCUGAAACAGGAAAGGGCCUUCCACAAACUGUUGCCACUCCAGCCGAUGCCUGGCAUUGUGCAUGGUGAUCUUAGGCUUGUGCGCGGCUGCUCUGCCAUGGAAAACCAUUUCAUGAAGCUCCCGACCAACAGUUAUUGUGCUGACGUUGCUUCCAGAGGCAGUUUGGAACUCGGUAGUGAAUGUUGCAACUGAGGACAGACAAUUCUUCUUUUUUUUUUUUUUACGCGCUUUAGCACUCAGUAGUCCCGUUCUGUGAGCUUGUGUGGCCUACCACUUGACGACUGGGCCGUUGUUGCUCCUAGACAUUUCCACUUCACAAUAGCAGCUCUAGCAGGGCAGAAAUGUGAUGAACUGACUUGUUGGAAAGGUGGCAUCCUAUGACAGUGCCACGUUAAAAGUCACUGAGCUCUUCAGUAAGGCCAUUCUAUUGACAAUACUUGUCUAUGGAGAUUGCAUGGCCGUGUGCUCGAUUUUAUACACCUGUCAGCAAUGGGUGUGGCUGAAAUGGAUGAAUCCACUCAUUUGAAGGGGUAUCCACAUACUGUUGUAUAUAUAGUGUACUGAACUACUAAUAAUUUAAAUGAAAAUGAUAACAAAUGCAUCAUCAUUAGUUCAUUAAAUAUACGCUGCUGUUACAUUGUUCCAAUACGGGCGUGGUCCAUGGGCGAGUCUACGGUUUCAAGCUCCGCCUUCAGUGAUAGAGCUCCAUAUACCGGGCUCAUUCAUACCGGACACACUACACGAGUCAAACAGACGGACGGUGUGUAAAUUUGUGUUGACGUGUUUUAAACCCCGUUUACAACUGAUUUCUGACUGGGACGCUAAUAGGAGUUCCUUGGUGUCUAUUCCCGUUUUGAGAAGAAAGAGUGCGAAGGAAACGUCUCUCAUCUUGAGCUCCGCUCGCGAAUGGAAAGCAUCGGGAAAUACAUCUUCGUCCUCAGCUCCGCUGUGGGACCUGGAAUCUAAGAUCAGAAGAGUUUUUUGGAGGAUCAUUUAUUUUAAAUGGAUUCCUUCUUUGUAGAGGGGGCCCGUGUUUGGCUGCGGGACAAAGAGCUGCUCCUCCCUGCUACUGUCAGCUCCCGUUCCCACGACGACCUGGUCCUUACAACCGACUACGGAGAGGUGAUGAACCUGCAGCAGGGGGAGCUGAGCAGAGACCAGGUGUUUCCUAUGCACCUCACCAGUAUUAAUGGAGUAGAGGACAUGUCUUCUCUGGCAGAGCUACAUGAAGCUGCCAUCAUGUACAACCUUUACCUACGCUACCAGAAGGACUGCAUCUAUACCAACAUAGGCUCUAUCCUAGCAGCGGUGAACCCCUAUAAGCAGAUCUCAGGUCUGUACAACCCAGCAGCAGUAGACCUGUAUAGUAGACACCACCUGGGAGAGCUGCCCCCUCAUAUCUUCGCUGUGGCCAACGAGUGUUACCGCUGUCUCUGGAAGAGACACGACAGCCAGUGUGUUCUCAUCAGUGGAGAGUCAGGAGCAGGGAAGACAGAGAGUACCAAGCUGCUGCUCCAGUUCCUAUCUGUGAUGUCCCAGAACUCUGCCGGGACACCCCAGUCUGAGAGGAGCAUCCGUGUGGAGCAGGCCAUUAUACAGAGCAGCCCCAUCAUGGAGGCGUUUGGGAAUGCCAAGACGGUGUACAACAACAACUCUUCCCGCUUUGGGAAGUUUAUCCAGCUCCACUUCUCCCAGAGUGGGAACAUCCAUGGAGGCUGCAUCAUCGACUAUUUACUGGAAAAGAACCGUGUGGUGAGACAGAACCCUGGAGAGAGGAACUAUCACAUCUUCUAUGCUCUGCUGGCCGGGGUCGACAAGAACCACAGAGAGCUGUACUUCCUGUCUGAGGGCCCAGAGUCGUACCACUACCUGAGUCAGUCUGGCUGUGUGAAGGACAGGAGUCUCGAUGACCUGAAGCUAUAUGACAGUUUUAUGGAGGCUCUAAAGGUGCUGCAGUUCCGUGAGGAGGAGAUAGGUGACGUCUUCAAGCUGCUUUCUGCUGUUCUCCUGAUGGGGAACAUAGAGUUCAUGACCGCAGGAGGAGCACAGAUCACCUCUAAAGGAGUGGUCAGUAAUGUCAGUGAUCUGCUGGGCCUGGACUCGUUCCAGCUGUCUGAGGUUCUGACCCAGAGGUCCAUGAUCCUGAGAGGAGAGGAGAUCUGUUCACCCCUCACUGUGGAACAGGCGGUGUGUUCUCGAGACUCGGUUGCCAUGGCGUUGUACGCCCAGUCUUUCUCCUGGAUCAUCACACGGAUCAACCAGAAGGUCAGAGGGAAGGACAACUUCAAGUCCAUCGGUAUCCUCGACAUCUUCGGCUUCGAGAAUUUUGAGGUGAACAGGUUUGAACAGUUCAACAUCAACUACGCCAACGAGAAGCUGCAGGAAUACUUCAACAAACACAUCUUCUCCCUGGAACAGCUGGACUACAACAGAGAGGGAAUCCAGUGGGAAGCCAUAGACUGGAUGGAUAAUGCAGAGUGUCUGGACCUCAUAGAGAAGAAACUGGGCAUGCUGGCUCUGAUCAACGAGGAGAGUCGCUUCCCUAAAGGCACCGACUACACCCUGCUAGAGAAACUACACAGUAGACACGCUACUAACCAGUACUACAUGAAGCCCAGAGUGGCGGAUCACCAGUUUGGCAUCAAGCACUAUGCUGGAGAGGUUCUGUAUGACGUCAGAGGGGUCCUGCAGAAGAACAGAGACACCUUCAGAGAUGACGUCUUGAACAUGCUCAAAGACAGCAGGCUUGACUUCAUCUAUGACCUGUUUGAGCGUGUUGGGAGCAGGAACGGAGAGGAGACCCUGAAGAUGGGGACGGCCAGACGAAAACCCACCGUCAGCUCUCAGUUCAGGGACUCUCUCCAUUCCUUGAUGAACACUCUGGGUGCCUCCAACCCUUUCUUCGUGCGCUGCAUCAAACCCAACAUGAACAAGAACGCCAACAUGUUUGACCCAGAAGUGGUCCUGAACCAGCUGAGGUAUUCUGGGAUGUUGGAGACGGUGAAGAUCCGCAGGGCUGGAUUCCCUGUCCGCAGGACCUUUACAGACUUCUGCAGCAGGUACAAGAUGAUCCUGAAAGACGAGCAUCCAACAGACGACCAGAGAGGGAGGUGCACAGAGCUGCUGAUGUCAUACGACCCCGCCAAGAGAGACUGGCAGCUGGGGAAGACUAAGGUGUUCCUGAAGGAAGAGCUGGAACGCAGGCUGGAGAAGGAGAGGGAAAAGGUGCGGAGACAGGCGGGCAUGGUGAUCCGGGCACACAUACUCAGCUAUGUGGCAAGGAAGCGCUAUAAGAGGGUGCUUGUCAGCACCGUCACUAUCCAGAAGAACUACAGGGCUCACUUCUGGAGACGCGUGUUCCUUCGUCUCCGCACCGCCGCUGUCAUUCUACAGAAACACCAGCGUGGUCGGCUGGCCCGAGGCCUCUAUCGCCACCUCUCUGAGGAGAAGAAGAGGAGGGAGGAGGAGGAGGAGAGAAGGCAGGUAGAGGGGGAGACUAGGAGGCUGGAGGAAGAAAAGAGACGAGAGGAGGAGGAGACACGGAGGGUGUUGGAGCUGGAGGAGUUGAGGAGGAAGAAGGAGGAGGAGACACGGAGGGUGUUGGAGCUGGAGGAGUUGAGGAGGAGGAAGGAGGAGGAGACACGGAGGGUGUUGGAGCUGGAGGAGUUGAGGAGGAGGAAGGAGGAGGAGACACGGAGGGUGUUGGAGCUGGAGGAGUUGAGGAGGAAGGAGGAGGAGACACGGAGGGUGUUGGAGCUGGAGGAGUUGAGGAGGAGGAAGGAGGAGGAGACACGGAGGGUGUUGGAGCUGGAGGAGUUGAGGAAGGAUGAGAGACGGAGAGUGUUGGAGCUGGAGGAGGUGAGGAGGAAGGAGGAGGAGAAACUGAGACUACGAAAGGAGCAGGAAGCAGCGAAGAGAAAGGAGGAGGAGCUUUGCAACGGACAGCAAGGAGAAGACGAGGAGAACGCUACAGCCAACAACAGGAACUCCCUGGGGAUGGAUUCUCCUGCUCCCCAUAAGGAGGUGUCCCUGUCCUACUCCCUGCCCCCCCACACCUCUGAGGAGGAGUCCCGUCAGAUGGAGGAGAUCCUUCGGCUGGAGAAAGAGAUUGAGCGUCUGCAGCGCCAGAAGGAGGACGGGGUGUCAAUGUUAGGGGACGGCCUGAGAGGGAGCAGGGAGGAGCUCCGGCAGAGGAGGGAUGCAGAGAUCUACCGGCUGGAGAAGGAGGCGUCUCGCGUGGCCACAGAGUUCCUGGAGCUCCUGGACUUUGGGGGUCUGGAACAGAGUUUGUCCAGCGAGGAGAACCUCCACGACCCCUCAGAGAGCACCGCUCCCCUGGCCCGGGCCGAGGUGGAGGAGGAGGUGGACGAGGGCUUCCAUGCUGAGGAGGAGUGUCCCGGUAGCGGUAUCCUCCUGCCAGACUUCCAUCUCCCCGUGGAGGUUCCUCUGGACCAGGAGGUCUUCUCCACUCUCCCUCCUUCUCCUCCGGCCUUCGCUGAGAGUCUGGUAGCACAGGCCCUCUCACAGGCCCCAUGUUGCCCCCCUGUUUACUACCCCCUCACCUCUAUUGUCCCUACACACCACCCUGCUCCUCCUCUCCCUGCCCUCACCAACGGAGGUGGUAAGGCUCUCUGUCACCAACCCACCAGGAGAAUAGAGGUGGCUCCAGAGACCAACAGUGUGCCCAGAAGAGUGGACGUGGUACACGACAGACCCUGCGCCAGGGUCGAUGUUAUGCCAACUAGAAUAGACGUGAUACCCGACAGAUUCCCAGAGGCUGUGCCAGUCAGGAGAGUACAGCGAGUGCCCACUGUUCCUGUCCCAGGGGCCAGGGAGGUCAGAGAGGAGGUGUCAUUCAGCAUCGUACCAGACACAGAGUCAGGCUGUGACCAGGAGGAGUUUGAGGAGGUGCAGGGAAGUACAGGCUCUGGAGACGGAGCCAGUAUCACGGACGGACACGCUACUGAUGAGGUGCUGAGGAAAUCGUCCUGUACUCAGAACAGCCUGGACUCCUUCAGAGGCAGCUCAGACUCUUUUAUAGACAGUGACACGAGCAACGAUGUGGACACAGACGAGGAGGUGUCCAAUGGGAGGGUGAAUCUUCUGAACGGCUCUGGGCCUCCAUACUUCCACAGCUACCUGUACAUGAAGGGUGGACUGAUGAUCCCGUGGCGACGGAGGUGGUGUGUAUUGAAGGACGACACCUUCAUGUGGUUCAGGGCGAAGCAGGACAGUCUGAAGAGUGGCUGGCUGUAUAAGAAGGGAGGUGGCAUGUCCACUCUGUCCAGAAGGAACUGGAAGCAGCGUUGGUUCGUCCUGAGAGACGAUAAACUCAUGUACUUUGAGAGCGACAGCGAGGAGAAACUGAAGGGGACCGUCGACAUCCGCUCCGCCAAGGACAUAGUAGAUAACCAUGCCAAGGAGAAUGCUUUGAACAUCGUGACUGAAGAGAGAACAUACCACAUCUACGCAGAGACUCCUGAAGACGCCAGUGGCUGGUUCAACGUGCUGAGUCGUGUCCACAGUGCCAGUCCAGACCAGCUGAUGGAGAUGAACCAUGAGCAGGCCAACCCCAAGAACGCUGUGGGAACUGUGGAUGUUGGACUGAUCGACUCUGUGUGCGCGUCAGACAACCCUGACAGACCCAACUCGUUUGUCAUCAUCACUGCUAACCGUGUGAUCCACUGCAACACUGAGAUGCCUGAAGAGAUGCACCACUGGAUCGGCCUGCUGCAGAAACCCAAAGGAGACGCCAGGAUAGACGGACAGGACUUCCUCGUCAGAGGUUGGCUUCACAAGGAGAUGAGGGCUAAGAGUCUGAAACUGAAGAAGAGGUGGUUUGUCUUAACCUCUAACUCUCUGGAUUACUACAAGUCUUCAGAGCGCAGUGUGUCCAAGCUGGGGACCCUGGUCCUCAACAGUCUCUGCUCUGUGGUCCAGCCUGACGAGAAGGUCUUCAAGGACACAGGUUACUGGAGCAUCAUCGUCCACGGACGUAAACACUCGUACCACCUCUACACCAAACUACUGAACGAGGCUAUGCGCUGGGCGUCGGCCAUACAGGGGGCUGUCGACAGCAAGGUUCCCAUAGAGACACCCACACAGCAACUCAUCAGGGACAUCAAGGAGAGCAGUCUGAACGUGGAGGCUGUGGAACAGACGUACUGGAGGAACCCUAUCCUCAGAUAUACCCAGCACCCCCUCCACGCCCCGCUGCUGCCUCUGCCUUACGGGGAGGUCAACAUCCACCUCCAUAAGGAGAAUGGCUAUGCCAGCCUGCAGGACGAGGCAGUGAAGAUCUUCAACUCUCUGCAGGAGAUGGAGGCUGUGUCUGACACCGUGCCUAUCAUCCAGGGCAUCCUCCAGACCUGCCAGGACCUACGCCUGCUCCGAGAUGAGGUCUACUGUCAGCUCAUCAAGCAGACCAAUCACGUGCCUCAGCCCAACAGCUCGGCCAAUCACGCCCACUGGCACCUCCUCUCCUGUAUGAGCUGUACCUUCCUGCCCAGCCGGGGCAUCCUGCGCUACCUCAAGUUCCAUCUUAAAGGGGUGAAGGAGCAGUUUCCUGGAACAGAGGUGGACAUGUUUGCCCAUUUCAUUGGUGAGUCUCUGAAGAGGACGAAGGUCAGGGACUAUGUUCCGUCUCAGGAGGAGAUCGUAGCCUUACUGACCCGGCAGGAAAUGACUACCACGGUCUACUGCCACGGAGGAGGAUCCUGCAAGAUCUCCAUCAACUCCCACACCACCGCUGGAGAGGUGGUGGAGAAGUUGAUCCGAGGCCUGGCCAUGGAGGACAGUAGAAACAUGUUUGCCCUGUUUGAACACAACAACACUACAGACCGGGCUGUGGAGAGCAGAGUCAUCGUUACUGACGUACUCGCCAAGUUUGAGAGGCUGUCAGGCAGUGAGGAGGUAGAGGAGGAGGGACAGUGGAAGCUCUACUUCAAACUCUACUGUUUCCUGGAUGUAGAGAGCGUGCCCAAGGAAGGGGUGGAGUUCGCCUUCAUGUUCGAACAGGCCCAUGAGUCUCUGACCAACGGUCAUUUCCCGGCCCCAGAAGACACCCUGCAGCACCUGGCUGCUCUCAGGCUCCAGUUCCUCCACGGGGACAAGGCCCGGGGCAGCUGGUCUCUGGACAACGUCUACCCGGUAGGGAGGCUACGCACACGCAUCCUGCAUUUCACCAAGGUGGGCGCGGCGGGGCCUGUGGGCCAAACCCUUGAGCGGAGGCGUACCAGCUUCCUGGACGGGACCCUGCGCCGCAGCGGGCUGAAGACAGGCUCCAUGAAGAAACAGAAGAUGGAGGAGGAACAGAUGCUGGAGAUGUGGGUGAAGGAGGAGACUUCAGCCACCAGAACCUCCAUCGUAGAGAAGUGGUCCAGACUUCAGGGACUGGACCAGCACACUGCCAUGCUCAAAUACAUGAACAUCAUAAAGGAGUGGCCCGGAUAUGGGUCCACACUGUUCGACGUAGAGUGUAAAGAGGGAGGCUUUCCUCACGACCUGUGGCUGAGUGUGAGUGCAGAGAACGUGUCGGUCUACAAGAGAGGAGAACCCAAACCUCUAGAGACGUUCCCCUACGAACACAUCAUCUUCUUCGGAGCUCCCCAGGCCACUACCUAUAAAAUCACAGUGGACGACAGAGAGAUGUUCUUUGAGACACCUCUGGUUGGAGAGAUCAUCAAGAUCAUGAAAGCCUACAUCAACAUGAUAGUAAAGAAGAGAUGCAGCGUCCGAUCUGGGUCCAGCGACGGAACCAACUGGAUCAGGUGAUGUGAGACAAAACACAGCCCAGUUGGCUUCCCACCACCGCCCCUGACCAGAAGGCUAAAAGGCUAGCACUACAAGGCUAAAAGGCUAGCACUACAAGGCUAAAAGGCUAGCACUACAAGGCUAAAAGGCUAGCACUACAAGGCUAACCAGCAGGGUCCGUGAAGACAAGCUUCAAGACUAAAAGUCCAUGAAGACAGGACUGUUCUCUUCAACUCAGAUGUCUGGAUAACUGACGUCAGGCUGCUCAUUCAGCUACUCCAGAACUCGUCCGACUCCGGUGUCCCUCAGUGUGGUGCGCCAAGCCCAACAUUCAGAACAUUCUAGAAUGUGUAGCGCUAAAGGCUAUACGGCGUUCCUCAACCGUUUUAAAUAUUGCUGUUCUAUAGCUGUCGACAGAGUGGAUAUCACGUUACCUUCUGCUAUUAUUUACAGCAAUUUAUCAAUAGUAUGAACCAAUCAGGAUGUCACAUUUUAAAAUUUCCUUUUGUAUUCAAGUUCUACCAUUUUCAAAUUCCUUUCCAAUGGAUUGAGAUUCAGAUUGAGUGAGAAAUGUCUCACUGUCAAGCCUUCCCGUGACUAGCUCCCCUUUCCUUAUAAGAAUGUUGUGUCUAUUUUUAUAAUUUGGCAAGUGUUAUUAUUAUUAUAACAUAUGUUAAUGUCUGGGCAUCCAACUAUACCGUUAUAUAUUUACAAUGAGAAGAAGUUAUUUGUCUAAAGUAAAGUGUUGAAAGACUUUUCCCCUCAGGUUUUCUGAGCAAAUAGGAGUUGAAUCCCAAACCAACCACAGAACCAGGGAGUUGAACCUCUCUACGUGUUGAUGCCUUAAAUAGGGUUUCGCUGCUUCCAUUCAUGUUUUUAUUCUUUGGACUGUAAAGUAAUACGUUUUCACUUUCAGGAAUGGCGUCCCCAAGCCAGGGUUAUGUCAGGGUUAAAUAGCUCGAUGGUUAUAACCAGUUAUAAUGCUAGUGGCAGAGGCUGCUGUUCUAUAGCCCCAGAUCUGUUUCUGCUUUUGCCUACUCUGAUUAUGACGCUAAAUAUGUUUGAAAUGACAAUUCCAUAAGGAAGUUGGGUGAAAGAGCAGAUAAAGCAGACUGGUGUACCCAAAGCCUUUGUACCCAGUGCCUGAGAAACAGGUUUUUAACUAACUGGUGAAAUAACACUUGUAUUUUAUAAGUUAAAUAUAACUAGAACAAACCAAUACAUAAUCCAUUACUACUAUAUUUAGGUUAUUAUUUAUUCACAAUAAAGGCAGUGGUUUAAUAUAGAACGUCGUGAUAGAAUUUAGUCUGAGGUAUUUUUCAUUUAAAUGUUUUAUUUACUAUUUUUGAUUUGAAACCAGUUUUGUCCUUGUAAUUAAAUGUUUUCUGACUGAAA